AUGGGUCGCCUCCACAAGGACGAUCGCCCCGAUACGGCAGCAUCUUCUCACUCACUUCACUCUAUCGACGAUGACCUCCCACCUCCUUAUACCGAUGAACCCAACAUUGGCCCGAGUUCUCACACAUCUACCUCGGGCACUGCUCCCCUCCCAAUCCACCUCCGCCUCGUGGAUUCAGCCUACAUUCUCCCCGACUCCACUAUCAAGGCCGAUGAUAAGUGCGCGAUUUCACUCGCGCCAACUCUCUCGCGAAACAGCAAUGAAUUAUUCCACGCAAUCCGGCGGCAGAUGAAGUUGCCUCCGCGGCCAUUAAUCUACGUCAAAGGCACGCACACAGAAUCAAAGAGCAAUGCAAAGAAGGGAGCCAACAACAGCGUGACGGAUUUCGAGUUCAAGCUUGAUCUGGCCGAAACCAUGCUGACUGGAUGGGAGGGCGAAUCGCAAAUGGGCAUCAAAUGGGUGGAAGAGGAAGUUUUGACCGACGAGGAUCAUAAACCCGCUUUUCGUGGGGGAAGAUUCAAGUCGCGCACAUAUGUAGCGAAUUCCCUACGCGCACCUCACUCCGAGGAUAGCGAUGCGCUUCUCGCUUCUGAUUCAGUGCUUGGUGCCGAUGAUGCGCCCGAGCAACCCUCCACAAAUAAUGAAGCCCAGUUGAAGAUGUGGUGUGAACGGUUUUGCAAUGAUCCGUCAACUGUGAAAUCGUAUGUCAUCGUCUCCCGAGAAAUCCAUAUCGUCCUUAGCACUGAUACUAAUUUUCUCUCUCCUCGUCGCAGAUUCACGCUCCAUCGAAAAAUUAGUGGGUUCGAUUGGAAAGCGAUGCGCAAUGUACUCGCGUCACAUAUCCGCGAACUCAAUUACCUUGGCUCAGUCGCCUUCCAGUUCGAUAUUGCUCAACAGUCCGUCACCAUAUAUUCCCCCCAUUGGAUCAACCGUAUGCGUGCCAAUCGUUACAUUUGGUGGGCCUUCGUGAUUCUCCAGCUCUGGAUCAUUGCAUGGCCUAUUAUUUGGUUUAUGGAAAGCCGGUAUGAGCUGGUCCAUACGCGCUGGCAUUCUUCUGUUAGCUUUGAUAUGACCGGACUAUCCAAGGAGUAUGCACGCGGUCGUGAUGAGGCCACUCUUGGUGAAUUCUGGGCACCGGCUGUGAAACGAGCGGCGUGGAGCAAGCGAUGUGGACAAGGAAAUACUUUGACCAGGAUGGAUGCCGAGCGGGUCCAAGGGUUGACUCAAAACCAACUACUUGGGUUGGAGCAAAGAACAGACUCCGAGGCAGAGCAAGAGCGACGUGGUCGAAUCAAUAAUGGCAACGGUGGCUUCAUGGAUCAUGUUGUUGGAUUUGUUCGUGGAGUUGGUGAAGUUGGACAGGAUUGGAGAUUGACGAUGGGCUGGGGAGGCAACUCGUAA
Molecule: messenger RNA, 1401 nt
Organism: Penicillium angulare
Lineage: Eukaryota; Fungi; Ascomycota; Eurotiomycetes; Eurotiales; Aspergillaceae
Exons: 1
Coding region: 1-1401 (466 amino acids)
Source: RefSeq, a predicted model, not a curated record